CUCAAGUAAACAUUUGUUAUUAAUUCGUUGAAAGGAAUUUCGUUGUUGAAUGUCGAAUAAUUCGUGGAAGUCUGAAUGGCAAGUAAUACGAUUUGCUGGUGGUUUACGUCCAGUACUUCUCACCUUGCUUGAUAUUAUCGUUGGUUUGCCAACUGCGAUAUUAAUUGUUCGUAUAAUACGCAAAUACAAAAUACCACAAUGUAAUAUAAAACCAAAGAAACUAUUGAAAUUUCUCUUAUUUAUAAUAACAACUUGCGUUGUCCUAAACAUUGUUACCUUGAUCUCGAUUGGUUAUCACAUUAGCGUUAAAAAGGAAACUCUAGUGAAUUUAUUCAACGCUUCGAUGCAUUUCUAUGCUAACAUGGCAUCCUACAAAUAUGCCAUAGACGAAUUACAAUUUGUAUUCCAAUGUUGUGGCCAUAGUUCAUAUACCGAUUGGUUCCUUUUCGAUUGGCAGACUCUUAAAAUUCCUGGACUCGAAUGUGAUCUAGACCAUAUCUCUGAAAAUACAGUCUACUUUUUGUUAAAAUCUUAA
Polistes canadensis is the source of this 535-nucleotide messenger RNA. RefSeq lists its product as uncharacterized. Gene Ontology annotation, cellular component: membrane. NCBI's taxonomy places the organism in Eukaryota, Metazoa, Arthropoda, Insecta, Hymenoptera, Vespidae. The record is from RefSeq and is a predicted model, not a curated record. Bases 50 to 535 code for a protein of 161 amino acids. The transcript is spliced from 4 exons.